AUGCAACCUGAGGGCCGCCGAGAGGAAAAGAAGCAGGUCACCCGCGGAGUGGUGGAGAACGAGCCCGGAGAAGAGGCCGUGAAAGAGGAACCUCAGACUUUCAUCUGCUAUACCUGCAAUCAACCUGGCCACGCGUCCCGUUUAUGUCUCCAGAAAGGCUGCUUGGCCUCGAAGAGUCUCCCCCUGGUGGCUGACCUGCUAUUCACAGAGUUCCUGGAGCCCUUUGAGAGAGUGAUCCAGCCAGAGGAGCUGUGGCUCUACAAAAAUCCCUUGGUGGAGUCGGACCACAUCCCCAAGAGGGUCAUGUUCGCGAUUUCCUUUCUCACUCCGUUGGCUGUGAUAUUUGUGGUGAAGAUCAUUCAGAGGACAGAUAAGACAGAAAUCAAGGAGGCGUGUCUAGCAGUCUCACUUGCUCUGGCUUUGAAUGGAGUCUUCACAAACACUAUCAAGUUGAUAGUUGGCAGGCCCAGGCCAGACUACUUCCAGCGCUGUUUCCCAGAUGGACAGGUGAAUAUUAAGAUGCUGUGCACCGGAGAACCAGACCUAGUGUCAGAGGGACGCAAGAGUUUCCCCAGCAGCCACUCCUCCUUUGCGUUCUCUGGCUUGGGCUUCACCUCCUUCUAUCUGGCUGGGAAGCUGCAGUGCUUCACAGACCGGGGCCGCGGAUGCAGCUGGCGUCUGUGUGCCAUGUUGCUGCCCCUCUACAGCGCUUUGAUGAUCGCCCUGUCCCGCACCUGCGACUACAAACACCACUGGCAAGAUGCCUUUGUUGGAGGGGUGAUCGGCCUGCUUUUUGCCUACAUCUGCUACCGACAGCACUACCCCCCGUUCCUGCACAUGGACUGCCACCUGCCUUAUGCCAGUCUGGCCAAAGCCUCCCACCUCAUCUCUGCACAGGGCGAUCCUCGGGUCCUGCCCACUGAGAACGCCACCAGCCUGCCUCUGAAGGGACUGACGGAGGGGCCUGUAUGACUCCUGCCCACCCCUACCUCCAGACACAAUCUCUAACUCCACCCUCACCCCAGGACCACCCAACCCGCUCCCCCUCUCACUAACUGUAGACUGACUAGCUAGCACUUACAUAUACCAGUGGACAGUGCUGUACCCCCCCUCGCUCUCUCAAUCUUUCUCCCUGUCUCUCACCUCCCUCCAUCCUCACCCUUUGUUUGUUUUGCCUGCCGGAAUCAGCACCCUUUCAGUGGUCUUUAUUUAGAGAGGCUGUGUAUGUAUGGCAUCUGGGAAUAUAGGACAACACUGCUGGAGCAAAAAGGCAAAAGCCCUAACCCAACAAUAAACUGCUAGGAUGUUCAUUACAAGUUGUUGCUCGACAUUUUAUUAACUGCUCACUUUAGUAGAAUGGAGUAGCUGGUAUAGCGGCUGGUAUCAAUUUGAUGUAGAGUUGGAUGGAAAGCAGAGCGCCUGGUGGUAAUCUCAUUAAAUGUCACAGCAAUGAGGCACUGGGUGUGUUAUAUGUCAUAGCUCCCCAAUAUGAUUUAUGAGAUAUCUAAUCGCUUUGUCAGUGAGGGAAUUCACACUACAAACUCUGAUAGCUCACACAUUUCUAAC
Salvelinus sp. IW2-2015 is the source of this 1566-nucleotide messenger RNA. The record is from RefSeq and is a predicted model, not a curated record. NCBI's taxonomy places the organism in Eukaryota, Metazoa, Chordata, Actinopteri, Salmoniformes, Salmonidae.